This is a messenger RNA of Echinostoma caproni, 189 nucleotides long. NCBI's taxonomy places the organism in Eukaryota, Metazoa, Platyhelminthes, Trematoda, Plagiorchiida, Echinostomatidae. The record is from the annotation of a GenBank genome assembly.
GAACGUCGACUUCCGUGAGGAGUACAAUGUUGUCCCUCAUUCGAUUCCAGGUGUCCUCGAUAGAGCUCAGAUUGUCCCAGCACAGUCCCUGCGCUUCGUUGACCACGUCAUCACUGUUGAUGUUGUGGAAUCUUCGAGUUCCAGUUUUGGGCUUCGGGGUGUCUACUCGGUGAAAUUUGAAGAACACCG